GACGUUUACCAGUUGGCGUUUCACCAUUUGGGCGUGCCCUUUCGAAUGAUGGCUGGGCCUGCCAUUCUGACAGCCUCCAACCAGUACAUGGGCCUGGUUCAGUUGGGCAUAGAGAGCGAGUCGUUCUUCGCGCAUGCGUCGAACGCCAAGGGCCAGCUCUGGGAGCUCCUGCAGGCGGGACUGGAUACUCAGAGUGCUCGGGAGGGCGCAAGUCUUCCAGGACUGCAGUGUUUCCGAGUUGCUUUUUGA
Effrenium voratum is the source of this 249-nucleotide messenger RNA. The record is from the annotation of a GenBank genome assembly. NCBI's taxonomy places the organism in Eukaryota, Dinophyceae, Suessiales, Symbiodiniaceae.